ACUUCCAACUUCAUUGAAUGAUCCCGCCUGGUGUCUCUGUUAGCGUCUUGUCCAACCGGGUCAUCAGGACGGAUCAGCCAAUCAUGAAGAAGAAAAUAUACUACUUCAAAAUUGAGAUUGACAGCAUCGGCAGGGCAGGCAGACGCUAUAAUGGCACAGAUACAAAGAUGAGUCCUCUAUCUAGCUUUAUGGACGAGACAAUAGUUGUGAAUUCAAAUAGUAAUUUGCAUGGUUUGAGUCGAGUUUUCUGUGAAAAUGGUAUCGGCAGCGUUUAAAGAAACCCAAUCUCUCUUUACUCCCGUGACGGUUUAUUCUCUGUUGGCCUGCUCCGCUCAGUUCGUCGUGGGAUACAUCCUCGCGCAGAUAUGGGGAAGAAAAUGCUCUGGAACUGAUAGAUGGGUGCUCGUGUGGCUUUUCUACGACGCAAUUGUUCAUAUUACCUUGGAAGGACCCUUUGUUUACAUGUCACUUGUUGGAACCGUGGCAACUUCAGACAAUAUUUUUGCUGAACUUUGGAAGGAGUAUGGAAAGGCAGAUGAGCGCUGGCUCCACUCUGACCCCACCAUCGUCUCCUUGGAUCUGCUGACGGUGGUCCUGGACGGCAUCCUGGCGCUGGUGCUUGUCUAUGCCAUCGUCAAGGACAAACACUACAGGUAG
Molecule: messenger RNA, 657 nt
Organism: Salvelinus namaycush (lake trout)
Lineage: Eukaryota; Metazoa; Chordata; Actinopteri; Salmoniformes; Salmonidae
Product: emopamil-binding protein-like
Exons: 3
Coding region: 256-657 (133 amino acids)
Biological process (GO): sterol metabolic process
Cellular component (GO): endoplasmic reticulum; membrane
Molecular function (GO): cholestenol delta-isomerase activity
Source: RefSeq, a predicted model, not a curated record